CCCUGUGUGUGGCAUUUUGAGAGACCAUGUGACUGUGGCACUGUGGGAGAUUGUGUGUUGAGCACAGGUUGUUUGUGAGACUGUGUGGGCAAACCAUGUGACACAGUGAGAUAUUGUGCAUCUCUGUGCGAGGGACUGGGAGUGUGAGUCUGUGUUGAGAGGAGUCGUCUAUAAGGGGGUGACACUGAGAUGGCAGCCAUGUCCAACAACAUGGCCAAGAUCGCGGAGGCCCGCAAGACCGUGGAACAGCUGAAGCUGGAAGUGAACAUCGACCGCAUGAAGGUGUCGCAGGCAGCGGCCGAGCUACUGGCCUUCUGCGAGACGCAUGCCAAAGACGACCCGCUGGUGACGCCGGUACCGGCCGCAGAGAACCCCUUCCGCGACAAGCGCCUCUUUUGCAUCCUGCUCUGAGCCUACCUGAGAGCUUAUCCUCCCCUGCCAAAGUAUGAAUCCAAUAAAC
Molecule: messenger RNA, 460 nt
Organism: Hipposideros armiger (great roundleaf bat)
Lineage: Eukaryota; Metazoa; Chordata; Mammalia; Chiroptera; Hipposideridae
Gene: GNG8
Product: G protein subunit gamma 8
Exons: 3
Coding region: 190-411 (73 amino acids)
Biological process (GO): G protein-coupled receptor signaling pathway
Cellular component (GO): heterotrimeric G-protein complex
Molecular function (GO): G-protein beta-subunit binding
Source: RefSeq, a predicted model, not a curated record